Molecule: messenger RNA, 990 nt
Organism: Closterium sp. Naga37s-1
Lineage: Eukaryota; Viridiplantae; Streptophyta; Zygnematophyceae; Desmidiales; Closteriaceae
Source: the annotation of a GenBank genome assembly
AUGAAGUCGAAGGAGAGCCGGAAGCUUCGUCAAACGCUGCUGAGCGAGUUCGAGGGGUUGGAUCGCAGCACGCUUCACAUCAUCACCGCUCUCAAGACUACCGUGUACAUCUGCAAAGCGGAGGCGCCAAUCACCUCCUACGUGGGCACCAUCAAGUUCAUGGCCGAGCUCGGAGUCCCGAACCUUCCCUUGGAUUCCAAGGGAAACUACUUUUCGGAGGAGGCGUUGGCCGCGAAGGAUGCCGCUGAGAAGGUGACGGAGUUCAACAUCAUAGACCAGGCGGUGCGCAACGUGGUGGAGCAGCUUUCUAGAGGAGAUGCAGUCAAGCGGUUCGCCAAGGUUCUGCCGGCGACGAUCGUCCUGCUACACGAUUUCAAGCACGCGCUCUAUGAAACGGUCACCUCUUUCAAAUUCCGCUUCAUGCUUUUCUUCCUUGCAGACAUUCUUGCCGUGCUCAACGAGCUCAACGCCAAGUUCCAGAAGCAGCAGGUUGACAUCACGGUGGUCGCGGGGGAGGUGUCGCUCGCUUGCAGGACGAUCGAGGUGCGUUACGUGGACUGCGAGGAUCUUUUCGGCAACGAUCAGUCGCCCCUGCUCUACGCGUUCAUGAAGAAACACGGCAACCCCCAGCACCGUGAAGUCACCGUCAAAGGCGUGGACCAGAACGGCGACGCUGCAGAGCACGAGUUCGAGCUUCACGAGCGCAAGAUCCCAGGCCAUAAGACUGGCGGGGACUACUACUCCUGCAAGGCGGUGUGCCAGGAGUUUGCGAAGGUCUGCGUUGCGCGACUGGAGUUCCGCCUGGAAGACCUCAAGGACCUGGCCGGCUCCAAGCUUUUCCGGCCGUCGUGCUAUCCCGACGACAACGCGCAGCGGAUGAAGAAGUGCCGCGAGUGGUUGGGCAUGCUAGACCACAUGUUUCACCACCGCCUCUUUGGCCAUACCAUCCCAUAUGUAGGUCCUGCUGUUGUUAUAGUUAUAGUCAUGUAG